AGCAGAUGGAGACCGUAUCCCGAAACAGGAUGUCGUGAUGUUGAUCCUGCUUAGAAGAUCAAGUAUUUUUUGUCGACAAGGUGGUCUCGCGCGCUCUACCCUUGACCCGCGGAUAUAAUUCUUUUUGGGGCAUCCAGGUGAGAAGUGGGAAAAUCAAGGAUGAUGUGAUAUCGCCAGAAAAGCAAGGACUUAUUAAAUUGUUGAUGUUGACUUUCAAGCACGGGACCCACACCCGCGCGGCUUAAGUAAGCCGCGCGCCGUUAAUUCUAAAUCACGGCAUCCGUGCAUGAUGCACACUGGGUUUAUGCUGCAGGGUCCACUCCGCCAUCGUAGCCAACCAAGAGCAAGGGCUCAAAAUAGGAAUGUAAGAUGAGAAUAUUGCGAAUGCGGCGCUCGGAUUUUGAGUCUCACCCCCGCGCGGCUUAUAAACUGAUCGCUGAUAUAAGGAUUGAGGGGUUUGGCCUCUGUGAUAAAAUCAUACAGCACUUCUCCUGACCUAUACAUACAACUUGAUUUCAUGAGAUUAUUCUGUGCAAAAUUGCGUUUCAAUACACGAAGCUUCUCGACAUCUUCAAUAAAAAUGGCUACCAAAACCGUUCUCAUUCUCGGAUCAGGUCCACGAAUCGGUGAAGCUGUCUCUGAAAAGUUCGCGGCAGAAGGAUACAAAGUCGCCAUUGUCUCGAGAAAAGGUACAAACUCAGUCAAUGAGAAGGGCUAUCUUUCUCUCUCGGCCGAUUUUGCCAACACCGACCCCAGCGUCUUGGCUUCUAUCUUCGACAAAGUCAAGAGCGAAUUCUCAGCGGCUCCUAGCGUAGUCAUAUACAACGCCGGUUCCAUCACUCCUCCACCUGAUGCAGAAUCAGCCUUGUCCAUCCCAAGUGCUCGCGUUACCAACGAUUUGAACGUCAAUGUUGUCACUCCGUUCAUUGCCGCACAAGAAGCUAUCAAAGGCUGGGAAACUCUACCCGCAGAGAGCAAGAAGGUAUUCAUCUACACAGGUAACAUCUGUAAUGUCGCUGUAUUGCCAGUGCCAUUGUUGUUGAACGGUGGUAUGGGAAAGGCAGCUACUGCCUACUGGCUUGGUGUUGCUGACGGAGCAUAUACAGCCAAGGGCUACCGAUUCAUUUACGCAGACCAGCGCCAAGCUGACGGAAAGAUCGCAGGCCAGGCGGUCAACGGGCCCGCGCAUGCCGAUUUCUAUUCGCAAUUGGCAGCGAGUGGCGCCGAGAAUGUUCCAUGGCAUGCUACAUUUGUGAAGGACCAAGGUUAUACCAAAUUUUAGAUAUCAAUUGGCUUCUUAGCUAGCGCAUGUAAAAUGUCCAAAUAAAAAAUAAAAAUGUUUUAUAUUUUCAAGACAAGUGCUCAAAGCAGACCUAGCUCUUUUUCUUCCAUCUGGUGUCGAUCUCAUUGAAGAUGUUAUCUGUUAACAAAAUUUGUAAUAAGAUGAAUACUAUCGGCUAGAUAGAUCCGAAUCCAUUGGCAUUUGAAUCUAAGUAACGAAAGUAAUAAAG
Botrytis deweyae is the source of this 1511-nucleotide messenger RNA. RefSeq lists its product as uncharacterized. The record is from RefSeq and is a predicted model, not a curated record. The coding region runs from base 518 to 1282 and encodes 254 amino acids. NCBI's taxonomy places the organism in Eukaryota, Fungi, Ascomycota, Leotiomycetes, Helotiales, Sclerotiniaceae. The transcript is spliced from 3 exons.